ACAGGGACGAGGAGGAGCGUGCGAGCCUCGGCAAGAGUAGCAGAGCGAAUUCUGCAGAAGAUCAGAGGCAGAGUGGAGCUCACCCUACUGCUGACACUCAAACAAGAUAAAUUCAACUCGGGUGUGUUGCUGUCCAUCCAUCAUGGAGAACAAAGGUAUCUGGAGCUGGAGAGCAACGGGCAGCGCAGUGAAAUCCGGCUGCACUACUGGAUGGCAGAAGCGCAGAACCGCACAGAGGUUUUCCCCUACAACCUGGCAGAUGCUCGCUGGCAUAGACUGGCCCUGACACUCAGCACUACUCAGCUGGUGCUUUAUGUGGACUGCAGCAGAAUUUAUGAAAGGAUUGUAGCCACACCGUCUAUGGACAUUCCUGCAGGUACAACUGUGUGGCUUGGGCAAAGAAAUAACGUUCAUGGAUUUUUUAAGGGUGUGAUGCAGGAGGUUGAGCUGGUGCUCAUGCCUCAAGGAUACAUCUCACAGUGUCCUGAUCUCAACCGCAGUGAGUGC
Messenger RNA from Tachysurus fulvidraco (yellow catfish), 507 nucleotides. Its product is annotated as protein NEL-like. The transcript has 4 exons. The annotation marks the transcript as partial. The record is from RefSeq and is a predicted model, not a curated record. NCBI's taxonomy places the organism in Eukaryota, Metazoa, Chordata, Actinopteri, Siluriformes, Bagridae.